CUGAUAAGUUCUAAUUGGAACUCAAAAGCACUGGUCACACUCAGUGCCAGAAACCAUCACAAAAACAUGAAUUCUAUUAGCCAGUAAUAAUCAAGUGAAAACCGACAUUUUCGUACCGUGGCAUCUCAAAUUGCGUUCCAAUUUACGGCGUCAGAUGGUCGAUGGUGCUUCGAGCGCCUAGCCGAGAUCGGAGCAAGUGCAGCAUGUGAGAGCAGCCUGCAAGCAGUUCGAGCAAUUGCGUCGUGUUACAAAACCUUGGCCCUGGUCAAAUCCCCCACAACAAUCGCGCAUGAUGGCCAGUGCGGCGGAUGACUCGACAGCCGUGGGCAAGGAGGCUCAGGAGUCCUUCGCCAUCUACCACGAGGGCAGGACGCUCCAGCUCCACUGGCGCGGGCUGCCUCCCUUGCGGCGGGCUCCCGCAUCGCGGAUCUGCAGCAUUGGCGAGGGUCUGCUCCUCCUGACCACCGACCACGCCCUCUACUCCGCCCAACUGCAGGCCAACCGGAGUCACCUGGACCUGCAACUCCUGCGCACGGAUGUGGUGGACGUGGACUUCUGCACCGGCAGCCAGGAGCUGUUCGUGGUGCUGAGCAACGGCUCCGUGCAGCGCCGUACGGGAUCUGGCCGGGAAGUGGGCCACCCCCACGCCUGGCAAACCCUCGGCUUCGACCCGCUGGAACUGCUCGCCGAGGGCGUUCGCAUCCGUCGGGUUUGCUGCUCCGCACAGGGCGUGGUCUUCGUCGGCGCCGGUGGCGAAACCUAUGUCAUGGGCAGCUGCGGCGAGGUCUUCAAGGCGGAGCAGCAGCCCCGCCACAUGCGCUUGUACGAGGAGGGCAAGGAACUGCUCGACUUGGCCGCCGGAAACGAGCACUUCGUGAUGCUGGUGGCUCCCUACAACCUGGCGGACGAUCUGCUGCAGCUGCAGGUGGCCAAUGCGAAGGAAGAACCCGAGGACGACCGGGCCUCUGUGAAGUCCCUCAGCAGUGACAACUCGGAGCGCAGCUUUGCGGCCAACACGAGGCAUCUGCUCCAUCAGGGAUACGCCCUACUCCACACCCAACUCUUCACCUUCGGAGCAUCCAAUAACGGCCUUCUCGGCACCGGAGAUCACAUCCGGAGGGCCAAUGUGAUGCGUCUGCAGAAACUGGACAGCAUGGGCGUGUGCAGCAUUGCGGCCGGACUGGAGCACACCGUGGCCCGCACCCUGGACGGAAGGCUCUACCACUGGGGCCUAAACGAUCACUCCCAGUUGGGCGAGGAUGUGAGCUCGCCGAUGGAGAUCACCAUAGCGGACAACGCGGCAUCGCUGCCCUUGGAGCAGAACUCGGCGCUGGAGGCAACUUGUGGCGACUAUCACACGCUGCUGCUGAAUGCCUCCGGGCAGAUACAAUCCCUCCAGCCGCCGCCUCCCAUGCGGCACCUGCAGCAGUCUAGCACCUACGCCCAGACGCUCCUCCAGCUUCAGCUGGGAGCAGCGUGGCCACGCCAACUCCGACUGCUCAUGUGCUCCGGCCGAUACACGCUGCAAAACCAAAGGCAGUUCCAGCGCCAGUACCACUACUACCUGAGUCACCUGCAAUCGCAGCUGCAGCUGCUGCUCAAGCACCGCCAGGCAGUCCAAACGCUGGAAAUCUGGCAGCAGCAAUCGGCCGCGGACUCGCUUAGCGUCCUCGGUCCGCUGCUGGUCAGCUGGGAGCGAAUACUGUGCCUGCUGGUGGCGACCUUGCACUCGUUAGAGGGAUUCUACCGCGCGGACUUCGUGCAGCCCGCUGAUCUGCUGUUCAUCUGCCACUACAAGGAGUACAUCGAGCUGUUCGACGGAUACACGAAGGCCUACUGCGAUGUGUACUCGGUGAAUGGCUUUGGCGAAGCGGUUAGCGCCAUUGCUGCACUCAGCAGCCCCUUGGCCGAGCUCAACGAGGAGAGCUACGUCAUCCGGCUGUUCCAGCAACCCUUCAGCAUCUACCAGCUGUUUGUCCAGUUUAUGGAGCUGCUUGUGAGGACGCAGCCGGAGUAUGGGGAGCACAGGGUGGCCUGGUCGGAGUUCGCACGGCACAGCUGCAUCAGCCAAGAGCUGGCCGUGAACACCAAGGACUUCUGGAGCAGCAACGAUCGUAACCCCAGGAUCGUUCAGUUCCGAAGACGGCAGCGAAGGGUGAUCCUCACGUCAGCACUGGUUCCACUGAAGCUGGUCACCUCGGGCCUCGGCCGGUCCAGCAACAGCUUCAUCCUGUUCUCCGAUUUCCUGUGCCAGGUGGGCGGCAACUCGCUGUACUCCUAUCCCUUGACCACCCUGUGGGUGUGGACCGAGGACGACCUGCACCUGCGCUUGACAACGCCGGAAAAGAGCUUCCUGGUGUCGACGCGUUCACAGGAAAUGCGCAAGGUGUGGCUGGACCAGCUGCAGUCGAGCAUCGUUGCUUCCUUGGGCAGACCGCUCGGUAGUCCAGUGCCAAGUGCUCGCUCCACGGGCUACGAGUUUAGUCGAGAGCAUCCCAAGUUCUCGCGGGUGAAGGCAUGUGGUACCUGGAGGAAGGGCGUCCUCCACGGCAACUGCUAUCUGGAGUAUCCGGACGGGAGUGUCUACUGCGGGGAGCUGCAUCAUGGCGUCAUCGAAGGCUAUGGCAAGAUGGUGAUUCCGUCAUCGGGUCUGUACGUUGGCCACUUCAAAGGAGGUCGCUUCCACGGUCACGGGACGUACGAAAUCCACAACAAGGAUUCUCCCGAAAGCGAGGUGUACGAGGGCAACUUCUGCGAGGGUCUGUUCCACGGCCAUGGGAUGAUGCGGAACAACCGAUACAUCUACGUAGGAGAAUACCAGGCCAACGCCCGCAGUGGCUACGGCGUGAUCGAGGACCUGGUUAGCGGGGACAAGUACAUGGGCAUGUUCGCGGACAACAAGCGCUCGGGGAUCGGCAGCUGCAUCACCAACCGCGGCGACUACUUUGAAGGCAGCUUCUCCGGAGACGAUCUCAUGGGCCAUGGGGUAGCGGUCUUCGAGAACGACUAUUACUACGAGGGCGAACUCACGCUGCACGGACCCAACGGACGGGGGGAGUACUACAUGCCCAGCGGAGAUGCUUGUGGCGGAAGUGGAGCCAUAGCGACUGGAGAGUCCGACGACACCUGCGAGCUGAUCGGCAACAAGAUGUUCGGACAGCUGAGCGGCAGUUGGGAGACGGUGCGCAUCCAGGCUGGUGAACUGGUGCUGAAUCGACGCUUUCCCAAGUAUCCCAGCUCACUGGGACGUCAAGUGGUGGAUCACAAUCGCAAGUGGCGUUCGCUGUUCAACAAUUUUGAAUCGGACCUGGCCAAUUGCACGGCGACCAGCAGCAGCUCAGGUGGCAAUCCAUCAGGAGGCACCCUCAGGAAGUCCACGAAACCCACGCUCAGCACGGCCCAGCUCUGGAACUGCAUAGCGGUGUACAUGAGCAAGCAGCGGGCUCGGGAGGGAGCCAAGCCCGGCAACUACUUCAACAACAUCCUGCUCAGUCUGCCGCUGCCCCAGAAGACUUCUUCCCCACUGGCGAAGGCGCGGACGACCACAAACGCACUCAGCAAGCUGCAAACAGAGGCUGCGUCGGCGCUGGACUUUCUGGGAUUUCCACCUCGCCGCAUCCACUCCCAAGAGACACUAAACAGCAAGCCAGGUGGAUUGCAGAGGGCGGAUAGCUUGCUCUCCAUGGGCCACAACUCAUCUCGGGACUUGGAUAGCAGCAGUCUGGCCAGUUUCCAGUUGGACCAAAGCCUGCUGAACAGCACUGUCAAUGGCGAUGAGUCCAGCACGCUCAACGAAAGUUUUUCAAAAUUAAGUCACAACAACAACAACAACAACAAUAACAGCAUCUCGAAGCACAUGAACAACAGCGAUUGCUCGAUUACCUCGACGACAUCCACGACGAGUGCAAUGCUGGAGCAGGUGCCCAGUUUUGGCAUGGCCUCGGUGCUCACGGAGCAGGAUGUGGCCUCCAUACGCCUGUACCUGGAGCAGGCCUUCAAGGAUCGCCAUCAUCCGCUGUUCGCCUUGAACGAGCGCAUCGCCAACUGUUUCCACUACUCAUAUGGCUAUUGGAAGGUUAAGCCCACCCCGAUCCUGGCUAAGCAGGCGAUGAGGGAGUGGGAGUCCAUAUCGCGACGCAUUUACCGCUUUGUACGCAAGAUGUUCCCAGCUUUGCCCGAGGACUAUUGCCACAUGGAGGGCAGCAGGGAGGUUAUAUCGCAUAUUACCCUGCUCUACCCGUUAGUGCUGUCGGAAGGCAUCUACUCCACCUUGUUUGUGCUCUACGCCAAUAAGUACAGCCGCAAGGACGAAAUGUACCGGCAGAACCUAAAUCUUGCCGAGAAACUUAAGGACCAAGAGCUUGUCGAACUUAUGGGCCAUGAAAGUUUUCUUCAUAAUGUGAUGCUGGACCCCAAGUUCGAGGAGUCCGUCCAGAUGCUGAAGGAGCUGCAGGAGAAGUUUAGUCCCCAGGACAUGUUGACUGUGAUACAGCGCAGCACGCAGCUGCUAACCGAGGCCUACGAGCACGCCAUGGCUGCCAAUGCCGCGCAGCUCAAUGCGGACAACAUGAUUCCGCUGACCAUGCUCACAAUGCUGCGCGCUGCGGUUCCCCACUUGGGUGCGGAGCUGGCCCUGCUGGACGAUCUGACGGGUGGCCCCAACUUCCAGGCCGAGAUGAAUGGAAUGGCGGGCUAUUGCUACACCACACUGAAGGCCGCCUACGAGCACGUGACCUUGAGGGCCUUGCAAAAGAAUCCUUGA
Molecule: messenger RNA, 4762 nt
Organism: Drosophila gunungcola (fruit fly)
Lineage: Eukaryota; Metazoa; Arthropoda; Insecta; Diptera; Drosophilidae
Gene: Als2
Product: alsin homolog
Source: RefSeq, a predicted model, not a curated record